This is a messenger RNA of Colletotrichum truncatum, 1065 nucleotides long. Its product is annotated as osmostress-responsive transcription. Lineage: Eukaryota; Fungi; Ascomycota; Sordariomycetes; Glomerellales; Glomerellaceae. The record is from RefSeq and is a predicted model, not a curated record. Gene Ontology annotation, biological process: positive regulation of ribosomal protein gene transcription by RNA polymerase II. Gene Ontology annotation, molecular function: RNA polymerase II cis-regulatory region sequence-specific DNA binding; DNA-binding transcription factor activity, RNA polymerase II-specific.
AUGAGAGAUUUGCAGCUAUUUAGUUCGAGAAGCAAGAGCGUGGGUGUUCCUCCACAUCCGUCUCAUUCGCCAUCUGUAUCCGUGCCAGCGCAUAUCCCGUCACAAUCACAGGCCUCGAGACUUCCAACGCUUUCUCGGGUGGAGUUACCACCAAUAAAACAUGCAAUCGGAGGUGCAGAAGAGUCUAUAUCAAUAGUAACCAGUACAACAACCCUGCCACAAAGAAUUAUCAGUACUGGCAAAAAAGCCCCUCGAUCAAAGGGAGCGUCCAAUCAUCGAUCCUACCAGCCUGGGAAGAAGUCAACGGCUGCAUACGCUAGCAAACAAACGACACAUUCGAGACCGGCCGCCCGGAAAAACACAGUCAGAGAGGAAAUCAAAGCAUCGCAUAUAGCGAAACGUCGACUAGAGUUGCCACAAAAUAUCUCCACAAACAAAGAGCGGCCGACAGUCGAGCCUCAAAAUCCCUAUGAUGACCCAAAGUACUUCAGUCCUUUAACUGUCCUCACCGAGGACGGCACUAAGCAGCCCAUUUUCAAGUUCCAUCAACACCCGGACACGGUAGAAGAGCAGUGGGCCGAAUACAAGUAUGGCCUCCACGGGCAACCGCCAGUUGAGCAACUAGAAGCAAAGUACCGGGCAAAGUGGCGAAACAAUGACUACGGCCGUUCUUGGUUCACCAGGCGUAAACCGUUUUGGGACAAAAUAAAGGAGGCAAUGGCAGAAGGGAAGACAGAAGCCGAGGCCUUGAACCUGAUGAGGGAUCUUGCCAAUGGGAGGGUCAAGAGUCUCAUCGGACAGCUCUGUGACGAACGAGCGAGCAAGCGCAGGCGACUGGAGAAGAUGCAGAAGGGUCGUUCGCGUGCGUCGAGGAAGAAGUGGUCAGAGGCGAGAAAAGAAGAAGUUGUUGAUAGUGCAGAAGAAGAGAGUGUCGGCGCAGACAGCAAGACGAACGCUGUUGUGCUACGCAAACGCAUCAAACAGUUUAAAGCAUGGGCUGGAGUCGACGAGAGUGAGUCAGACACGAUUUCAAAGAAAGAUGCCGACGAGCUGUGGUCAGAAUAA